CACCCUUCUCGUCGUACACAGCUCACUUGCUUGUUGAUCUCAGGACAUUGACCACGUCAAUACCAUAGCCGCUCAAUGCCUCCUCGUAAGACACGAGCGGCAAAGGCUGCUCAGGAGCCGCCGCCGGCGGAUCCGAAGCCAUCUCUUGCUGGCGCCUCCGAUCCCUCGUCCUCUUCCGAACAGGCCACAGCUAGCAGCAGCAAUGGACGGCCAGCCAAGAAGGCUCGGAAGAGCGAAGAGGCCAGUACACUACUAUCAGUAGAGGACGAAGCUCCUCCGCCGCCUUCAGCGCCCUCGGAUCUGCCGCCGCCGCCUUCUCCCCCGGCCGCCCCACCUGCUGCGCCUGAGGAAGAUGGCCUCGCACCACCACCUCCCCCACCUCCCACCGAUCUGCCCUUACCUCCCCCGCCCACCGACGAAGAGCCUCCUCCGCCGCCUCCGCCUACAUUCGACGGCGCACCUCCACCCCCGCCAUUAGCAGAAGCAGGUCUACCAGCAGGUGAAGAUGAAGAAGAUGUGCAGGAUGCAGAAUACUGGGAGAGACUCGCAGAGGAAGAUCGGCAGAAGGAGGAGGAGAAGUCCCAAGACUUGUACCUGGACACUAUCAAUCGAAGCGUCCUGGACUUUGACUUCGAGAAGCUCUGCAGCGUAUCCCUCUCCAACAUAAACGUGUAUACCUGCCUUGUUUGCGGCAAGUACUUUCAGGGAAGAGGCAAAAAUUCCUACGCCUACUUCCAUUCCAUCAAUGACGGCCACAGAGUAUACAUGAAUCUCGAGACAGCAAAAGUAUACAUUCUCCCAGAUGGCUAUCAAGUCUCCUCUGCAUCCUUGUCCGACAUUGUCUACCUUCUUCAGCCAACAUACACGCCAAAGCAGAUUAGGCGGCUUGAUGCCCCUGAUGCUCGACCCUCCAUAGACUUACAAGGCAAGCCAUACUACCCUGGCUAUCUAGGCUUGAACAACAUUGGAGGCAACGACUACGUCAAUGUUGUCAUACAAGCUCUAGCCCACAUCGCUCCCCUCAGAGACUACUUCCUUACCGGCUCGCUCAGACCUGACAACGAUGGACAGGGAGCUAAGAGUACAUCGACAUCCGCUACUGUCGCGCGAGGAUCUGGCGGAGUGUCAUACAACCCCACUCUCGCCAACUCUUCUGAGCUCGUACGUCGCUUUGCAGCUCUGUUGAGGAAGAUUUGGAACCCUCGCGCCUUCAAAGCUCAGGUCUCGCCGCAUGAGUUCCUGCAAGAGGUGACGAGCGCAUCGAAGGGACGCUUCCGGCUGAUGGAGCAAGGCGAUCCUGUAGACUUGCUCGGCUGGCUGCUCAAUCAACUGCAUAUGGACCUCAAUGGAGGUAGCAGAAAGAAACCCAGUAUCAUCUCUAGGUGUCUACAGGGAGAAGUGAGGAUCGAGAGCCAGAAGGUCUUUGUCCGCACUGGACUGGAGACAGAAGGCGAGAUGGAUGUUGAGGACAGCUUGGACCAAGAUGGGAGGAAGGAGGGCGGCCAGGAGGACGAGUACGGCAAUGCCAAAUUCAACAUCGAUCGAGACAUCAAGAUCGACCGCUCUCCCUUCUUCCUCCUCGCCAUCGACCUCCCUCCCCCUCCUGUCUUCCAAGACGUAGUCGAGAAGAAUAUCAUCCCUCAAGUCUCCAUUGCCCAAGUUCUGGCAAAGUACGACGGCGUCUCCUUCCAAGAAGCGCGGGGCAUGAUUCGCAGAUACAAGAUCACAAAGUUGCCGCCGUAUGUGAUUCUGCACUUCAGGAGGUUUACGAAGAACAACUUUGUCGAGGAGAGGAACCCGACGAUUGUCAAUUUCCCCAUCAAGGGACUGGAUCUGAGAGAUUACGUCGACGACCCUUCCUUGACUCCUCUCUCGGCAUUGUACGACAUGGUGGCCAACAUUACGCACGAGGCCACUCCAGGCACAGUCCGCGAGAACUCCGUGUGGCGCUCCCAGGUGCAUACCAGUCUCGAAGGAGAGCCAAUCAACCCUUCUUCCUCGUCCACUGCUGCUGGUCAGCCAGACAGCGUCAAAGCUGAAAGCAUCAGAAGGGCCGGAGAGGGUGAUGGAGAGGAAGCAGAGAAGGCCGAGGAGAAGUGGUUCCAGAUCCAGGACUUGAUCGUUGAGGAUAUCAACCGGCAGAUGAUCUUCCUCGGUGAGACGUACAUUCAGGUGUGGAAGCGGAGGAGUGAUGCCGGAAGUGUGUAGAGUAUUGCAGGUGAAUGAGAUACUAUUACAGUGUUACAGAUGAUUGGAUGCCCAGAAGAGGCUGAAUAUGAUGUCCAUCCAACGACAGCGGGCCAAUACAAGCCGAUCAGAGCAGAG
Molecule: messenger RNA, 2325 nt
Organism: Microstroma glucosiphilum
Lineage: Eukaryota; Fungi; Basidiomycota; Exobasidiomycetes; Microstromatales; Microstromataceae
Product: cysteine proteinase
Exons: 5
Coding region: 76-2208 (710 amino acids)
Biological process (GO): spliceosomal complex assembly; protein deubiquitination; mRNA processing
Molecular function (GO): cysteine-type deubiquitinase activity; zinc ion binding
Source: RefSeq, a predicted model, not a curated record